Molecule: messenger RNA, 1487 nt
Organism: Durusdinium trenchii
Lineage: Eukaryota; Dinophyceae; Suessiales; Symbiodiniaceae
Source: the annotation of a GenBank genome assembly
GGUUUUCAAGAUGAGGCAUUACCUUCGAACAUGGUUAAAAGGGAUUAAGCUCUUGGACGUGACACCUAGAAAAGACCAUGGCGCCUAAGCAGAGAGAUGCCUCGCCUGCAGCACGGGUGCCGCCGGUGCCGGGGAAGGCCUCGCAGUGCACGGCUUCGCCCAAGGAGCCGCCGCCUCCGGCCAAGGCGGCACCUCCGACCUUCAAGCGCCAAACCUCGAUCUACGCGCUCACGCCGGACCGCCGUUGGCUGCGGCCCAGCUGGGCCUUCCCAUUGUACGCCGCCGCACUUGGACUUACACUGCUCUUGUGCUUUGUUUGGCAGCCGUCCUAUGAGUUGCUCCGCUUGCAGUACACCUUCGUGGGCGUUGGGCUGCUGCUCUACAGAGUGUAUUACUACGCUCACAAGGAAAGGAUCUUGUAUUUCAUUGACCUUUGCUUCGUGAGCAGCAUUUUUCUGAUUUGGAGCCUUUGGUUUUGCACCGACGGUCGAUGUUCCCAGGAGUGGCUUUGGGCGGUCUAUCUCGUUGCGCAGGGCCCAGUGGCUGGAGCCACCUUCCCAUUGCAGACACCCUUGACACUUCAUCAUCCGGAGGCCUUUGAGAGCUUUUUCUUACAUGCCUCUCCAAUGUGGAUCUCAUACGCUGUGCGCUGGCGCUGGGCUGGCUUUGAGACGAUUCCCAGCGUGGGCCAGCUUGUAGCGGCUGCCUUUUGGAAGAUCUUCUUUCCUUGGUUCAUCGCGUAUUUGAUUUUCCUGCUUGUGCAGCCAUUCUUACCAGAUAAAAUCGCUGGAUAUGAGACGUUGGUGGAUGGUUUGAUCCUUCCUUCACUAACAACUGAGCAGCGGCUGAAUGCGAAGCGGCAGAAGUACUCCUCCUACGCAAAGGGAGUGUUGAUGGCCACCAGUUUACAUGCAGUCCUCUCCAGUUCUGGAUUUCUGGCAGCUGCACUGGCCUUUCAAUAUCAUGAAGUUCAAAUUGUUUGGAUCCUUUGUGUCUUCAUGGGUUGCCUCAUCUCAGGCUCUGGGACCAAUACGUGAUUCAGGUGUAGCAACGAAGCGUGUCCAUACAAAAAAGACAUAUGAGUUUGCAUGAGUUUGCAAUGGCUAAGAGAACUCUGGUUCUUCUCAAGCUAUAUACAUGGUUUUGGCAUCAAGUUGCCACACGUUCAAACACUUAUAUGUACAGGUGCCGGUCAAGAGCUCCUGGGGUUCUUCUGAACCAGUUGAUCAGCUGCUGCUAGUCAGUACUUGUAGAAUCAUUGGCUGGCUGCCUGCGUGCAUCCUGCUGCGUACCUUAUUUGCCAAAGGUGAAGUCGGAACGGAGUGGCUGCAGAUAUCACUUGCCUUGCUGUGCCAGUCUUGCCACCCUCAGAUUUGGGCCUCUGGAAUGAGGGCAACGGGCCAAUAGCAGCUAGCGGGGUCUUGACCCGAUUCACACUGCUAAGCAUAGAUUGUGGACGCGGAAUCUGACGCCUGAAGCGGUGCGGC